GCCACGCAUGCGCACAGCGCUGCUUGUGUCAUAGCAACCGGACAGGGCAACAUGGCCAAAUCGACCACAAUAAAAGAAGCACUAGUAAAAUGGGAGGAGAAGUCAGGGCAGAAAGCGGCCGAGGCCAAAGAAGUUAAACUCUAUGCACAGAUCCCUCCUAUUGAAAAGAUGGAUGCAUCAUUAUAUACACUAGUUAACUGCGAGAAACUUUCUCUUUCAACAAACUGUAUAGAAAAAAUUGCAAAUCUCAAUGGACUCAAAAACCUUCGGAUUCUGUCACUUGGCCGGAACAAUAUCAAAAAUUUAAAUGGACUGGAGGCAGUUGGGGAUUCACUAGAGGAGUUGUGGAUUUCCUAUAAUCAGAUUGAGAAGCUGAAAGGGAUCAAUGUGAUGAAGAAGCUCAAAAUUCUUUACAUGUCUAAUAAUCUUGUCAAAGAAUGGGGUGAAUUUGUAAAACUGGCAGACCUCCCCUGUUUAGCUGAUCUUGUAUUUGUUGGAAAUCCCCUAGAGGAGAAGCAUUCAGCUGAGGGCAACUGGAGUGAAGAGGCAACAAGACGUCUUCCAAAAUUGAAAAAACUCGAUGGGAACCCAAUUAUCAAACAAGAAGAAGAAGAGGGAGAAUAAAAUGCCUUCAAAUGACAAUUUCAGUCUUCCGUAUUUAAGAAUUAUGUUCCUUUUUUAUAUAAAAAUGAUAGUUUUGUCUUCAAGCAUCGAUUUAUUGUACAUGACCCUUUUAAAUCUUUAGUCUUUUUUGUUUUAUUUAUAAUCUUGGUGCUUUCUUCUCAUUCUACCUAUACCCAAACUAGCACAACAAAACAGCACAAAUCAUUGGAUAUCCUAUUACAGAAAAAGGAGAAUAUUUUAUUGUGAAAACAGUAUUUGUAAAGUGAUUAUAAUGUCUUGCAAUAAAUUAUUAGAAUUAUA
Polypterus senegalus (gray bichir) is the source of this 924-nucleotide messenger RNA. RefSeq names its product dynein, axonemal, light chain 1 (gene dnal1). Gene Ontology annotation, cellular component: cytoplasm. Gene Ontology annotation, molecular function: protein kinase binding. The transcript is spliced from 8 exons. Lineage: Eukaryota; Metazoa; Chordata; Cladistia; Polypteriformes; Polypteridae. The coding region runs from base 52 to 624 and encodes 190 amino acids. The record is from RefSeq and is a predicted model, not a curated record.